Messenger RNA from Tripterygium wilfordii, 1463 nucleotides. Its product is annotated as mRNA-decapping enzyme subunit 2. Bases 107 to 1186 code for a protein of 359 amino acids. The record is from RefSeq and is a predicted model, not a curated record. Gene Ontology annotation, molecular function: manganese ion binding; 5'-(N(7)-methylguanosine 5'-triphospho)-[mRNA] hydrolase activity; RNA binding. Gene Ontology annotation, cellular component: cytoplasm. The transcript has 8 exons. NCBI's taxonomy places the organism in Eukaryota, Viridiplantae, Streptophyta, Magnoliopsida, Celastrales, Celastraceae. Gene Ontology annotation, biological process: deadenylation-dependent decapping of nuclear-transcribed mRNA; nuclear-transcribed mRNA catabolic process, nonsense-mediated decay.
CCGUUGCAGUAAACUCGAGCUUGAUCCCCAAAUCUCCCAUGGAGCUCUCUUUCUUUUCGUUCUAAUGAAAUGAAAACAACGAACUUGAAGAGUUCCUUACAGUGGAAUGAAAUUAUUUAGGCUUGUAGAUUGUUUUAGGUUUUCAAUUUCUCUUCUUUUAGAUUUAAUCGAAGAAACGAAGGGGCGUCUGAUGUCAGGUCUACAUCGAUCAUCAAGUACUACUCCCUUGAAGAACGGAGGCCCAUCUCCUCAGGAACUCCCUCCCAAAGAACUCCUCGACGAUCUAUGCAGUCGAUUUGUCUUGAAUGUUCCAAAAGAAGACCUGCAGUCGUUCGAGAGGAUUCUAUUUCUGGUGGAGUAUGCGCAUUGGUUCUAUGAGGAUAAUUCAGUUGAAAAAAAUCCGUCACUGAAGUCAUUCAAUCUGAAGGAAUUCACUUGGUUACUUUUUAACAACUGUGAUGUUUUAAAACCUUACGCUGCUCAUAUAGAUGAUAUAUUCAAGGACUUCACUUCUUACAAAGUUCGAGUUCCUGUAACUGGAGCAAUCAUUUUGGACCAAACAUAUGAAAGGUGCUUACUGGUGAAGGGAUGGAAGGGAACUAGUUGGAGUUUCCCCCGUGGGAAAAAGAACAAAGAUGAGGAAGACCAUGCAUGUGCCAUCCGUGAAGUCCUGGAAGAAACAGGCUUCGAUGUUUCAGAAUUUCUGAAGAAAGAUCAAUAUAGUGAGGCAAUAUUCGGACAACAGAGGGUGCGACUGUACGUAAUUGCUGGUGUGAAAGAUGAUACUGCCUUUGCCCCGCAAACCAAAAAAGAGAUCAGUGAAAUUGCAUGGCAGCGUCUUGAUGAACUUCUGCCUGCAAGUGAUGAUGUGAUAUCUCGUGGAAUCACUGGUCUGAAGCUUUACAUGGUGGCUCCAUUUUUGGCUUCUUUGAGAUCAUGGAUUGCAGCACAUCCACCUCCUGUUCCUCCUAACCUUGACAGGCCUCUCAAAGGACACUGUGUGUGGAAAGCAAAAAACGCAUCUGUAGGAAGCAGCACAAUUAUAACGGAGAGCCAUCCAACAAAGCCUGCGACUGAACCUCACUCUGCUGACACAGGACCUGGAACGAGCUUCAGAAACUUUAAAUUUGACACCGCAGCGAUCUUACAAGCAAUGGAAGCUGGUUUUUCUUCUUCAAGAGGUUAAAUUAUGUUCUCCGGUAAAGCAAUUUGUAGUUCGAUCGAAUUUCACCAGUAGGACCACAUUGGACUUAGGAGCUGCCCCAGCUGUAUAUCUUUAAUGUAUGUCCUGUACAGAAGCACUUUCAUGGGAUAGAUUUAUGUGCUUUUCAUGGUUGUGUUAACUGAUAUUAUGUGUAGAUUACUUGUCCCUGUCAAACUAAGUGGCUAGUAACUUGAAAAGAGUUGUCUAGUUUUAUGUUAUAUUUAUAUAUAACUUUUUCUAGCCAUACUUUCUGGUGGUC